UCCUUUUAUUUGACCCUUUGUUUGAGAGUGAGUACUUAACUCUCAGCCAACUUGGUAGGUGAGUUUCUGAUCAGAUUGGAUUGUUAGCACUGGGGACUCUCCUGUUUGGCUUCAUCUGAACCAGCCAUACCUCCAGUGGCCACUAUAUUUGUGGUCUACCUGCCUUUGUCCAGGUAAAGAAAGAAGAGCCUUGAGGACUGGCCACAGCCUAGCCAGGCUGAAGAAAUGUCAACAAUUGGGAGUUUUGAAGGAUUCCAGCCGGUGUCUCUGAAGCAAGAGGGAGAUGACCAGCCCUCUGAAGCUGAUCACCUGUCCAUGGAGGAGGGAGAUCAAGACAAGACCCCUGUAUGGAGGGAAAUCUCAAGACAGUCAAGUGUGACUAAAUCAACACUUUGCCCCAAUCCUUAUCACCAGCCUUAUAUCUCACGGAAGUACUUCGUUACAAGGCCAGGGACCAUUGAGACUGCCCUGGAGGACUUGAAAGGCCACAUAGCUGAGACUUAUGGAGAGACCAUUCAAGGCUUCUGGCUCCUGACAGAGAUAGACCACUGGAACAAUGAGAAGGAGAAAAUUCUGCUGGUCACAGACAAGACACUCUUGAUCUGCAAAUAUGACUUCAUCAUGCUCAGCUGUGUGCAGGUGCAGCGGGUUCCCCUGAGUGCUGUAUAUCGUAUUUGCCUGGGCAAGUUUGUCUUCCCUGCCAUUUCACUGGACAAGAGACCUGGAGAGGGUCUUAGGAUCUACUGGGGGAGUCCAGAGGAGCAGUCCCUAUUGUCCCGCUGGAACCCAUGGUCCACUGAAGUUCCUUAUGCUACCUUCACUGAACACCCUAUGAAAUACACCAGUGAGAAGUUCCUCGAAAUUUGCAAGUUGUCUGGGUUCACAUCGAAGCUUGUUUCAGCUAUCCAGAAUGCCCAUAAGAAUUCUGCUGGAUCUGGAAGAGAAAAAGGACUGAUGGUGUUAACCCAACCCAUUUUGAUUGAGACCUACACAGGGCUGAUGUCAUUUAUUGGAAAUCGCAACAAACUUGGCUAUUCUCUUGCCCGUGGGAGUGUUGGUUUUUGAGACUCUUUUUGGUACAUUAUCCAUAGAUAUGCCAUUAUUGAAGAUUUUGCUUCAGUCCACUGUAUUUUUAGAUAGAAACAGUUAGAAUUUUUAGAUAGUACUAUAUGACUUUGAAUAUUUAAUAUUUCAAGAAAACUGAAAGCUUGAUUGACUGGAUAGAUACACAUUUCAGGUGUAUCUAUUUUACUAAAUUUUAUUAAAAUUGGAAAAUAAAUAUUGCUGAACCCAAGUAAUGUUAUCAAAUAAGUGCCUGAUCAUAAACUCUGAGCAGA
Marmota monax (woodchuck) is the source of this 1337-nucleotide messenger RNA. It is a transcript of the gene Tprg1, whose product is annotated as tumor protein p63 regulated 1. The record is from RefSeq and is a predicted model, not a curated record. The coding region runs from base 226 to 1065 and encodes 279 amino acids. Gene Ontology annotation, cellular component: cytoplasm. Lineage: Eukaryota; Metazoa; Chordata; Mammalia; Rodentia; Sciuridae. The transcript is spliced from 6 exons.